Molecule: messenger RNA, 5808 nt
Organism: Boleophthalmus pectinirostris (great blue-spotted mudskipper)
Lineage: Eukaryota; Metazoa; Chordata; Actinopteri; Gobiiformes; Gobiidae
Gene: bcorl1
Product: BCL6 corepressor-like 1
Exons: 12
Coding region: 221-4660 (1479 amino acids)
Biological process (GO): negative regulation of transcription by RNA polymerase II
Cellular component (GO): nucleus
Molecular function (GO): protein binding; transcription corepressor activity
Source: RefSeq, a predicted model, not a curated record
CCUCCCUGCCUCCCGCCCCCCGGACUUUGAGAACCGAAAAGCGUCGAGAUUAGUGAGCAGCCACGGACGGCAGCGGCGAAAGGCUGGACAGACACAGUCGGAUCAGAGUCGUGCAGUGCGUCGUUCACAUGCCAUCUGGACGAGCGUUAAUGAAAAAGUUGAAGAAAACCUACAUAAAUGAUUCUGCUGUACUCUGAAGCAUGCUGUCUUAAAAAUACCUAUGCAGGUGGAUCCCACACUGAUGAAUGUUGGGGAUGGAGGAACGGUGAGCAGAGAGAUCAGUGCUCCAAAUAAAGUCAGCACAACUAUGGUGGGAAAUCCCCCCCAGACACUACCCCCUGAAUUUAGAGGAGAUGUUACCCUCAGUCAUCAGAACAAGACCAUUGCAAAAAAUGCCAAGACAUUAAAAACUAGCUUGGACACUUACAACCACAGUACUGGGCUUUCUUCUCUUCAACAGCUCAACAGUGCACCUGUGGCAUGCUCAGCUCUCACUGCAACAGACAAAAGGACUGACGUCCCUAAAACUAAGGCCGACAACACUGGAGUUUUCUCUUCUCCUCAGUGGUCGAGUGGUGUCAAAGUUGAUGGAGAAGAAUCACUGAGCCCCUGUCACAGCAACAUGACAUCUAGUAACCAGUCAAAGACACAAAUGCAGUCUCAAAGUGCUCCUCCUGGGUUCCAUUGUUCCACAAUAUUUAAACCAACCCAGUCUGUUGCCUUCCUCCCUUCUGCUAAUUUUUCUUCCCUUUGUAAAAUUACUCUUCCGCCAGCACUAGGUCAGAUUGCUGCUUUGAGAGAAGCAACAGCAAGUCAGUUUCAGAAAAAAAUUCAGCCACAAAGCUCUGGUGGGACACCUUUAAUACGGACCUAUCCCUAUCCUUUUACUGCAGGUCGGACCUCAUCGUCUGACAAAAAAGUGGAUGCAUGCACCUCAAAACAAAAAUCAAGCCAUUUGUCAAACAAGAACUCUAAAUCAGUAGAGCACAGGUCUUUAGCUUCUGUGGUAGCCUCACCAGCUAUUGCACUCCCAGUGCAGCAUCCGUCAUUAACAUCUCUUGCCCCCACCCAUUACACUAUGUCCCCAACUGCAGCAAUUUGCUGUGGCUCUGCACUAGCUAACCUCGCCUCUCAGGGCAGACUGUUGAACUCCAUAGACAAAAGCAACAGUAUAGACAUGACAACCAUAACCCUGAUGAAUUCAAGUAUCCCCCCGAGUUCAGAUGACCAGGGGACUUCAUGCUCAAAUGAGUCAAGGGAUGUACCACUUGAUUUAUCUGCAAAGUCAAAACGUCCUAAAUGCAUAAAAGACCCUUCAGGAAGCCCUGCAAUUACUUUUAAAGAUGAAUUGAAUCAAAACAAUUUUGUCAGUUCAAAAAGGACUUUUUCUUCAACGUUCAGUUCUCCUGUGCAGUAUCCACUUUUACCUCACACCCACAGAAAUGGAUCUCAUCAAAAACUAUUAAGGGCACCACAGAAUGCUCAUAUUCUGGAUGCCAAACCCUGCUGGUCAAAAGGCUCUUCACAAGACCCCAUCAAAAAUAUUCCAGGCACAUAUGUAGGUGUGGCAAGCCCCAUUUUAGCAUCAACACUUAGAGGCCAAGAUGGCAAAGGGACUUUUGCUGAUGAAUUUCAGAGUUUUGCAAAGCAGGAGUUUAUUUCCAUUAUUGACCAAGGAGAGCAUAUGGCCUCAGAGGAACAUAAGCCAUCUUCUCUGAAGAGUGUCAAAAACACCAGCACAAAAAUCCCAGCAAAGUGUCUCUCCAAAGCUACCCUGACUUUGGCUCAAUCUAGCUCUGCAAAUAAACAGAUCCCUAAAUCUGGAAGUGGCAAAAUGGCUGUACCAUACCCUCUUACUGUUGUCAGUCCUUCUUGGCAACAGCCAGAAGAUUUCUCACAACAACCUUUGACACUUCAGAGAAGAAACACAUCAGCAUCCCCAAAGAGCAAGAACCCGCCAGCCCUUGAUGAAUCUAAGAAUGCAGAUUACAGCCUGCCCAGCUCAGAAGAUAAGUGGCAGAAAAUUCAGUCUCCUCUGUCUAAUCUUGCUUCUAUUGUAAAGCAACAGUCUUUGGAUACAGCAAUGUUUGUAAGUGAAGGAAAUGCUAAAUCCCCACCUGCUACAUCUAGGAAAACCAACAAUCUAGAAAAGUUUAAAGGUAAUCCAGAUAUUCAAUGUAAAGAUAAUUUGGAGACUCCACCGGUAUGGUCGGUGGAGAAAUGGCCCUCCACCUCUCAAAGGGAUGUAUCUCAUGUAACCAAGGCAGUAAAGAAACUUGAAAAGUUAACAAAUGCCACUGAGACUAUGGACGAUCCCAGAGCGAUACAGAGCAGUCAAGAAGAACAUACAACACCACUAACAAAGCAGACCAUCUUAAAAUCUACUAUCAAAUCCAAAGUCAUUGAAAAUAAUUCAUUAUCUGGGAACAGGAUGGAGAGUAAAUUAGCCCAAGUUUUGGAGGGGGAGAUACUGAAGAGAGACAAGGGAUCCCCAGAUAUUUCAACUCCUGAAAAAUUGGAGGGGACUGUUGCAUCUAAUGUUACUGGCUGCUGUGAAGAGGGAGGCAGCAGCACUGAGAAUAAAUCAAAUGGAGUCAAUGAUAUGUCUCCAAUCAAAACUAAAGCUGCACCUAUCAAACAAAAAACAAAGAAACAAAGACCCAAGAAAUUACUGAAUUCACCAGUUGUCUCCUCAAAGAAGGCCACAUUAAAGGUUAAGAAGCAAAUUCACUCAGAUGGCAUGCCAAUAAAAGCCUCUCCCAGUAAAAAGCCAAGUUUGUUGGCAAACCAACUUUCUCAGCAUGGAGAUGACUUACCAGUGGUCAAGAGCAGUCCCAAAAAGCUUGAACAGCCAUGCCUUAAAGCAGUUUUAGAUGGCAACUACCGUCUCCAAAAAGCAAAGAGUCCCAUCAGAGCGAAUAAAGAAGCUGAAGCGACAGAGCAGCGUGUUCCCAGACUGAGGAGAGGGCGACGGCGGACAGAUGAGUCUCGACUUGACCUGUGGGGUUUUGCCACUCCUUCUCCACCACCAACACCCCCUCCUCCAGCCUCUCCUAUUCCAACUCCACCACAGGCACCUCGGCGGCCCCGAGGGCGCCCACGCUCAACUCCUCUGCCACAGCGAGGGGCUCAGGGCAAAGGCAAAAACACCAGUGCAGAGACAGAGGGUCCUGUUAAUAGGAAACGGCAACGCUGCAAAAACAAGAGGUAUCAAACUGGGGAUUACAUCACUGACAAAGACAAACUGGGUGAUGGAGAGCACCGACAUGAAUCUGUUCUGCACAGUCAAGAUCAUGACAAUGCAGCAGAUUUGCAGAAGUGUUUGAAUCCUCCUCCAUCCAGCCGUGAACCCCGAAGACUUUCACUGUCUCGGUCAGUGUGCUACCAGGAGCGCGAGGACUCUCCAGAGAGCACAGACAAACCUUCAGGGAAGAGGAAGUUCAAAAGCAAGCACUUGUGUCCCACUGAUGAAUACAAGAUAAAUCCUAAGCGUAGUCUGGGAAAGAGAAGUGGCUCACGCAUGGCGGAUGAAGAGUGCAGUGAAGCUAAAAAAGCAGCCAGCCUUCCAGCAUCUCCUAAAAAUUUGCCAUCACCUCUUUCUAAUAUCAAUGGUUCAACAGGAAAACAUAGUGCCUCAGAGUCACCCCCCAAAAGGGCCAUUCCCCCGGAGGUGCGCCGGCUCAUUGUCAACAAAAAUGCUGGAGAGACUUUAUUGCAACGUGCUGCUCGUUUGGGUUAUCAAGAUGUAGUUCAAUACUGUCUAGAAAAGGACCAACGGGAAGUGAACCGCCAAGACAAUGCCGGUUACACAGCACUGCAUGAGGCAUCUUCUCGAGGCUGGGUCCAGAUAGUUCAAUUGCUGCUUAAGAACGGAGCUGACGUCAACUGCAGCGCUCAGGAUGGGACACGACCUAUCCAUGAUGCUGUGGCAAGUGACAACUUGGCAAUCGUCUGGUUGCUUUUAAAUCAUGGAGCAGAUCCAACAUUGGCCACCUACUCCGGCCAGACCCCAGUGAAACUGGCACACAGCUCAAGCAUGAAGACUUUUCUAUCAGAAUACUUUACUGAUUUGCAAGGCCGAAGUGAGCACGACCCAGGUCUACAUUGGGAUUUCUACAGUAGCACUCUGUUUGAAACAGAGCAGGAGCCAUGCUGGGACUUCCUGCUGUCGGAGCAAAACCAGGAUCUGGAACAGGACAUGGGUGUGAGGACAGAGAAGGACCAUGACAAAGAUUGCCUUGUGUUUGAGUUCUCCUCUGAGCCUCUGCUUCCCUGUUAUCACGUCCAAGUGUCACUAACACAGGGUUUCUGCAACUGGUUCCUCCUGACCGAUGUCUUAAAACGUGUGAAGAUGUCAGCAAGAAUAUUCAGGGCACGCUUCCCACACUUGGAGGUGGUGAGUUUGCCUCAUGCAGAGCUCAUGAAGCAGGUCUCCGUGAGCCAGGUGAGCCCCGCUUUGGCAUCAUCGCACAAAGGUCAGAACAAAGACACUGAUGAGGAGGAGGAGGAAGAAGAGGAAGGACAUGUGGAUCUGGUGCGGUGUGUGCCUGAACUUCAGAAACUACUAGGCUCCUCUAUUUAUAUCCUUCAGGACAACGAGGAAGAGGAGGAGGCAAAUGAGGACAAAUUUAUUAACACAGGGAAACUACGCAGCCGGUAGCCUCCAACCAGCAAACAGACAACUACAUCCAUUUUUUACAAGUACUUGUUUAAAGCAAGCUUGUCUGCUAAAGGUUGGUUUAAUCCCAACCAACCAUAAUGACUUGACCCCCGCCUAUAACCUCUGACCUCUGCCAGAAGGUGAUUAAGUGAUCACAACACGUAAGGACCUGCACAUAGGAGUGGUCAGUACUGGAAAGCAGCUUUCAGGUUCCUAACUAUAGGUAUAUUUGAAUACACCAUUAGGUAACCUUUUUUACAAUUAUGUACAUGUGAGUGUAUAUGCAUAUCUUGCCAUCAGGGUUAACUCAUUUGGUUUUAUAAAUGUAUUCUUGUGGCAAGGGAUGGAUUCUGUUUUGGACUUGUGUUUGGGCCUGUGUGAAAGUUUUAUUUUUGAUGGGAUGUAAGUCUUGUUUAGAGGCCUGCUAGGUGAGCUAAACUGCAGACCUGAGGUUUUCUGUCCACCUUCAAGACAUGAGCCCUGCAAGAAGAGCCUGUGAUGCAUAGUAUUCAAACUGGUUACUCAUUGGCCUCUAUGGUUUCCAUUAAAUCCUGCUCAUUCAUUAAGUCCUUGACAUUAGGGAACAUUAUGUUGUCCACAUCUUACAGAAUGAGAGGCAGUCGUUUGUGAAAGUCAAUUAUAUGUGAGUGUUUGUGGUGCGAGGUGUGGCACAGUCCUCCACUCUGGUUCUGAACUCUUUAGUUCCUGUGGAUCUCUGCAGUCCAGUGCACAUGCCGUCACGACUGUCUCAUCUCCUCAAGUGUUUGGAGAAGGAGGAGUGCUUUGUGUUGCAGUGUUUCUUUACUUUGUUUGUUGUGCUUAAUUUAAUAGUCAUUAAUAUAUUUGACCUCUUGUAUACCUGACAAGUGUAUUGAGACAUUUGUAUGGUUGGUGCUUCAUUUUCAAAUGUGCUUUUUAGAAUUGCUUUGCUCCUAUGUUCAAACAGUAUUUCAAGAAGGCUAAAAGUACAGUUUUAGUGUACUGGUGCUGAAAAAGAUUUUGUGUUGACAAUCAAUGAAGUUUUGGUUUGAAGUCACAAACUAAAUAUUUAAGAUGAAGAGACUAAAGAUGUAAGAAAAUAUUGUUAAGCUGAAGAAAGCAAGAAAAAAGCCGACUGAAAAACAGUGCAAAGUUUUAUUUGAUUUUUU